AUGGGAGAAACGAUAGUUGGCGUUUGUCUUCUACAAGGGACAAUAAUUCAUAGCAUGCUUGCUCUUCGGAUACUGGAUUUUUACCCGAAACUGCUCAAUGAUAUUUGUACAUCAGAGGAUUACUACGGCGGUUUAUCGCCACUACACCUAGCGAUCAUCAAUCAUGACGUGCAGAUGGUUAGGAUACUGCUACAAAGAGGCGCCGAUGUGAACCAAAGAUGCUACGGAGCCUUCUUCUGUGCGGACGAUCAGAAAAGUAGUCGAACGGAUAGUUUGGAACACGAGUACGUCGACUUAACAACGAACACCAACUACACCGGGUGA
Cooperia oncophora is the source of this 324-nucleotide messenger RNA. The record is from the annotation of a GenBank genome assembly. NCBI's taxonomy places the organism in Eukaryota, Metazoa, Nematoda, Chromadorea, Rhabditida, Trichostrongylidae.